Molecule: messenger RNA, 574 nt
Organism: Adelges cooleyi (spruce gall adelgid)
Lineage: Eukaryota; Metazoa; Arthropoda; Insecta; Hemiptera; Adelgidae
Exons: 4
Coding region: 1-504 (167 amino acids)
Source: RefSeq, a predicted model, not a curated record
AUGGUUGAUGGAUUCAACGCUAUAGUUCUCUAUAUGCUCCAAGAUGAAGAUGUGGCCUACCAGUUCCAUUCUUUUAUUUAUGAUUACCUGUAUCGAUUCUGGUUUGUAGAAAUUGGACUUGAUAAUAUUUCUGUAUUCAGGAGAGACAUUAGGACAAAUAAUUAUUUAGAAAGUUACCAUUCAAUGCUAUUGCAAAUUAUGAAGCCUCAUCCUAAAGUAUGGGAGUUUAUUGAUCAAUUGAGGUUUUUAGAAAACCAAAGCGAGGUUGAAUUUAAGCAAGCUCGGAGCAACCUCAGAAUCCGUGUUGGUGUUUCAACAAGAACAAGGGAAUCCAAUACAAGAGCAAUUGAAGAAUUUUUGGAAGAAAUGACACAAGACUAUACAGAAGGACGGAUUCAAACAUUUUUACGGAGAGCUGGUCACCGAGUUGAUGGAUACAUAACUCAAAAAAUUGGCCCUUAUCCAGGGGAACCAGAUAUGCUGCUACAAGAGGUUGUAGAGUAAAGAAAAUAAUGUUGAGCAACAGAUCAGGAGUCAAAUGAGGAUAGUAUAAUAGUUGCUAGAAACCUCAGGG